CGCAAUUGGAUUUUAAUGGGCGGGUAUCUAACUGCGAACCCAGCCAAAAGAUACUCUCUUGCCAACUUCUUGUUGCGCUUGAAGACGGCCACGUUUGGCCUCUGGAUUAUCAUCUUCUUCUUCUUCCUCCUCCCUUCCUCUCUUCCUCAACCGCCAAUCCCAACGGCUGAAGGGACACAGCCAAUGGCCGCUGCCGCCACUAUUCCUCUGCUGCAGUUCGUCCCUGCCAAAACCUUACAGGCCAAGCUCCACUCCAACAGGCUCCGACCCAUCAAACAGAGAGGAAGGUUUGGGUUGUCUACGAUUACAUGCUCCUCUUCUAAUGGCAGAGAGCCUGAUUCUGUCGACAUCGGUGUGAAGAGCGUGGAGCGGUUGCUGGAAGAGAAGCGGCGCGCCGAGCUUUCUGCUGGGAUUGCCUCAGGAGAAUUCACUGUGGAGAAAUCUGGUUUUCCAUCUCAAUUGAAGAGCGGUUUGUCAAAGGUUGGUGUUCCUACGGCGAUACUAGAUUUCUUGUUCAGCUGGGCUGAUGCACCUGAAGACUAUCCAAAAAUUCCAGAGGCAAAAGGAGCGAUCAGUGCCAUUCGAAGUGAGGCCUUUUUCAUCCCACUAUUUGAGCUUUACCUCACAUAUGGUGGAAUUUACAGGCUGAAAUUUGGACCAAAGUCCUUUUUGAUAGUUUCUGAUCCGGCGAUUGCCAAACAUAUAUUAAGGGAGAAUUCAAAGGCUUAUUCAAAGGGAAUCUUGGCUGAAAUUCUAGAAUUUGUCAUGGGGACUGGUCUCAUUCCAGCAGACGGUGAAAUAUGGCGCAGACGGCGACGUGCUAUAGUUCCUGCAUUGCAUCAGAAGUAUGUAACAGCUAUGAUUAAUCUCUUCGGAGAAGCUACAGACAGGCUUUGCCAAAAGCUAGAUGCUGCUGCAUCUGAUGGGGAAGAUGUAGAGAUGGAGUCACUUUUCUCCCAUUUGACACUGGAUAUCAUUGGCAAGGCACUUUUUAAUUAUGAUUUUGAUUCAUUAACAAAUGACACUGGGAUCGUCGAGGCUGUGUACACUGUUCUGAGAGAAUCAGAAGAUCGUAGUGUUUCACCAAUACCAGUAUGGGAGAUCCCAAUAUGGAAAGACAUUUCACCACGACAAAGAAAAGUCUCAACAGCCCUCAAAUUAAUUAAUACUGCACUGGAUGAUUUGAUAGCAAUUUGCAAGAGAAUGGUAGACGAAGAAGAGCUACAGUUUCAUGAGGAGUACAUGAAUGAACAAGAUCCAAGUAUUCUCCAUUUCCUUUUGGCAUCUGGCGAUGAUGUUUCUAGCAAGCAACUCCGUGAUGACUUGAUGACAAUGCUAAUAGCUGGACAUGAAACAUCAGCUGCAGUCUUAACAUGGACGUUUUAUCUUCUUUCCAAGGAACCUAGGGUCAUGGCCAAGCUCCAAGAGGAGGUUGAUUCCGUUCUAGGCGAUAGAUUUCCAACCAUUGAAGACAUGAAGAAACUCAAGUAUGCAACUCGAGUGAUUAACGAAUCCUUGAGGCUUUACCCACAACCACCUGUGCUAAUUCGUCGUUCUCUUGAGGAUGACAAGCUUGGAGACUUCCCUAUUAAAAGGAAUGAGGAUAUUUUCAUUUGUAUUUGGAAUCUGCAUCGCAGUCCAAAACAAUGGGAUGAUGCAGAUAAGUUUUACCCUGAAAGAUGGCCAUUAGAUGGACCCAAUCCAAAUGAGACGAACCAAAAUUUUCGUUACUUGCCCUUUGGUGGAGGACCACGGAAAUGCGUAGGUGACAUGUUUGCCACAUUCGAGACUGUUGUAGCUCUUUCGAUGCUUGUUCGAAGAUUUAACUUUCAAAUGGCACUAGGCGCUCCCGAGGUCAAGAUGACAACGGGAGCCACCAUUCACACGACGGAAGGGUUGAAGAUGACAGUCACUAGGAGGAUAAAACCUCCGAUCGUUCCCACAUUGGAGAUGCCUUCAUUUGAAGUGGAUACGCCCGUCGGUGUCCCAAAAGGGGAUUCUGUAGUUGGUCAGAAAGGUGAGGUUUCUUCUGCUCAUCCUUGAUUAUUUUACGUUCCGAUGUGUUUGAUGUGCUUCGGUUAAAUCUUAUGCUCGACGAUGUGAGGUCUGUAGAUAAUGCUAUAAAUUGAGAGGGCGGCGCUAGUUAAUAAGAUGCAAGUGCAUACCCGCGGUCCUGCCACAGAAAAGGGUUGCAAAACUUAGAAGAAAAUGUGUUUGUAUAGUUCAUUUGAAGCAUAUUUAACUCAUCAAUAUAGUUCUUAAUCAGCAUUGUUGGUAGAGUCCCCGCGACGAGUCAUCGCGCUCUGUAAAUCUGUCAAUCUACUUUGUUUCUCGUAUGAAUGAGGAUCAUUUGCUCGGAAUUCUCAACGAA
Molecule: messenger RNA, 2371 nt
Organism: Malus domestica (apple)
Lineage: Eukaryota; Viridiplantae; Streptophyta; Magnoliopsida; Rosales; Rosaceae
Product: protein LUTEIN DEFICIENT 5, chloroplastic-like
Biological process (GO): xanthophyll biosynthetic process
Cellular component (GO): chloroplast
Molecular function (GO): heme binding; beta-carotene 3-hydroxylase activity; iron ion binding
Source: RefSeq, a predicted model, not a curated record